AUGUACAGAAAAUCACAACAUACUCGUGAGUCUGAUUUGAAAUACUAUCAGCGUAGAUAUUUCAAUGAGUUGAAAGAUGAUUACUAUAAGCUCGAAAUCUACGACUCAAUAAUUAGGUGUCCGUUCUAUUUAAACAAGGAUUAUUACUUUGUGAGUGAUCUUUUGAGACAUGCUUCAAGGAUUGCUGGUGAUUUGCAUGGCGACACUGUCAAAGAAAUUGCUAAGCACUCUGCCCUUGAAAGGUAUCUUGACUUUAAAAUUUCUGAUGAUAAGUCGCAUGUUAGGAAUGUUGAUACCGAUAAGUUGUUUCAUGUGAAUAGUGCUAAAGAUAAGUUACCUAGAGUGAAUGUUGCUGAUGAUAAGUCACUUAAUGUUGUUAAUACUUACAGUGGAUUGUUCGAAUUACUGAGUUUGUUUCACACUGCUUCAUUAGAAAUAAGCAACAUGCGGAACGCUGAACGCAAUUAUGUGGAAAAUGUAACCAAGGAUCAUGAAAAAGCCAUGCUGGAACUGGAGGCCCGGAGGAACGAACUAAUGUCCCGUGAAAAGAAUCUACAGAAGCGUCAAGCAGAUAAUCAUAAUGAGAGAGAUAGGCUAUAUCAUGAGAAGAAAAAUAAUGAGAUAGCCAUAGCAGAGCAACAAAAGGCUGAUAACAAAAUGAUGCGUUUGGCUGAAGAACAUCAAAAAGAGAAAGAGAAACUUCACAAGAAAAUUCAUGACCUAGAGAGAGGACUUCAUGCUAAACAAGCAUUAGAAUUGGAAGUUGAACGACUGAGAGGAGCUUUCCAUGUAAUGAAUCACAUUGGAGAAACUGAUCUGGAAGAGAAAAAAAAACUGGAUGAGAUCAAAAUGGAUUUGCGUGAAAAGGAAGAAGAAUUACUAUUUAUAUUUCCACGUGUACAAUGUAAUUACAAUCCUUUAGAUAACCUCGCAUAUUCACACCACAACUGGGGGUAG
Messenger RNA from Lathyrus oleraceus (garden pea), 957 nucleotides. RefSeq names its product factor of DNA methylation 4. The coding region runs from base 1 to 957 and encodes 318 amino acids. Lineage: Eukaryota; Viridiplantae; Streptophyta; Magnoliopsida; Fabales; Fabaceae. The transcript has 4 exons. The record is from RefSeq and is a predicted model, not a curated record. Gene Ontology annotation, biological process: gene silencing by siRNA-directed DNA methylation.